Molecule: messenger RNA, 1979 nt
Organism: Eucalyptus grandis
Lineage: Eukaryota; Viridiplantae; Streptophyta; Magnoliopsida; Myrtales; Myrtaceae
Product: protein Mpv17
Exons: 3
Coding region: 978-1631 (217 amino acids)
Cellular component (GO): cytoplasm; membrane
Source: RefSeq, a predicted model, not a curated record
GUUUCGCUGACGAUAGGAGGAAGCUCCUCUCUCCCAUGGCCUAUUCAACGAGCAAAACCGCCUCGUGUCCAGGCUACCAUGAGAGAAGGUCUCUUCAUCUCUAAAUCCAUCGACACCAACCUUCAUCGAUGGUAAUUACAUCUUUAGCAAGUCAAGAUGUCAAUUUGCAACCAAAAUUUUGAAGGCCAUGAUAAGAAUAGUAAAAAUAAGAAAGAGGAAUUAAAGACACCAACAAGGAGGGUCUCCCAUAUAUGGUGGAUUCUCCCCAACUUCUCUUCGGUAGGGGUGGAAAAUCCAGACCAAAAUCAAAACCUUGCUUUCUUGUCUUCAUGUAAUGGUAGGUGUGUGGUGAAGGUGAACAGAGCAGAAACAAGUCGAAGAAGAAGAGGGAGAGAGAUGACGGAAAGAGAGUGCAAAAUUUGCAAGAUCGGGGAAGCUUUUGUCAAUAUUCUAAAUUUUUUUGAAUUUUUUUGAAUUUUUUUUUUUCUAAAUUUUACAUAUCCUAUCCAGAUCUAUUCUACCCCUUAAUAAGUGUGAUUUUUUUAUCCGGGCUAUAAUCGGUCGUCUCCGGAUUUCAUGUUGCUCUAAAUGCCGAAUAUGAUCGAAAGUUUUAUCCAGCGUAAAAGUUUCGUAGAUCAAGGAAUCGAACGCAACACAUCUCGCCGGCAAUGAGAAAUUUGGGCUCGUCUCUAUCAUUGGGCUUUCUCAUUGGGCUAUCAAAACUCAUUUCUUGAUUUGGAAAAUCCGAGGUGACGAUCCCCGAAAUCAAAGGCGAGCUCGAAUCGUGGAAGAAGCGAAAACUUUCCCUGGAUUCAAAGUCGGAGACGAACCAUUUACAGAAGAUGCAGUAUGUUCUUCCGGGCCGUAAUUCCGUCUGCAAAGUGCGAUCCUAAUCGAUAGGCGAUGACCCUUCGCGACCCAUCAUCAUGAUCUUGAUCCUGUCUCUUGGGUAGAGCUAGCUUUGAUCCGAAGGAGAAAUGUCGAGGCUGUGGAAAUGGUACCAGAAUUGCUUGCGCGAUCAUCCCGUGAAGACCCAGAUCAUCAGCUCCGGCCUGAUCUGGGGGUUCGGCGACGUCGCUGCCCAGGCCAUCACUCACUCCACGGCCAAGAAGAGGCACCAUCAUCUUCAGGAUGAAGAAAAGGAAUUGAAGAUCAAUUGGAGGAGAGUGGCAACUACCAGCCUCUUUGGCUUUGGAUUCGUUGGACCAGUUGGCCAUUUCUGGUAUGAAGGCUUGGACCGGUUUAUAAGGUUGCGACUUCAAAUGCAACCUAACUCUUUGCGGUUUGUCUCUGCCAAAGUAGCAAUUGACGGGUUCCUCUUUGGGCCAUUGGAUCUACUCGUCUUCUUCUCAUACAUGGGUCUAUCUGCCGGAAAGAGUGUACCUCAAGUUAAAGAAGAUGUCAAGAGGGAUUUUCUUCCUGCCCUGAUUCUGGAGGGAGCCUUCUGGCCCAUUCUUCAAGUGGCUAAUUUCCGAUUUAUACCCGUUAGGUAUCAACUCCUCUAUGUCAAUUUCUUCUGCUUGUUAGAUAGCUGCUUCUUGUCAUGGAUGGAGCAACAAGAGGAUGCUCCGUGGAAAGAGUGGUUGAAGUCUUUGAUACCAUUAACUAAAGAGAAAGACAAAGAUGGAUAAUUGCCAUUCGAGACAUUUUUCCUGUUCCUUCUUUCAACAGAUACGUAGGUGUUAAGCAGAAAAAUCCGAAAUGCCAACUUGUAUAUUGAGAGUUGGAACUCGUGAUUGACGGGAAUGAAUCAUCGUGGAGUUGUGAGGAGAAGUUGGUAUAAUAUGUAUCGUUGUCAUUCCGUGAAACUUUCAAAAUUCUUUCAUUGGAGGGCACUUUGCUGAUUUACUCUGUUCUUCAUUUAUUUUAUCUCAUCGUGGUUGAUGGAAUCGAUUUUUCCAGGCUAAGAACAGUUGUGUUGUUCCACUUCCACGACAUGCUGAGAAUUAUCAGCUAAAAAAAGUGAAUUUCCUAGAAGA